GAUUACAGCGGGAGGCCGUACAGCAGGCAGUAUGGAGGCUAUGACUACUCCCAACAGAGCGGAUUUGUCCCUCCAGACAUGAUGCAGCAGCCUUACACAGGGCAGAUUUACCAGCCGACACAGACGUACACUCCAACCUCAGCACAGUCUUAUUAUGGAAGUAAUUUUGAAGAUGAGCCUCCUCUGCUAGAAGAGUUGGGGAUCAAUUUUGACCACAUCUGGCAGAAGACACUAACGGUGCUACACCCAUUAAAAGUAGCAGAUGGCAGCAUCAUGAAUGAGACUGAUUUGGCUGGACCAAUGGUUUUCUGCCUCACUUUUGGAGCCACAUUAUUACUGGCAGGUAAAAUUCAGUUUGGUUAUGUGUAUGGAAUAAGUGCAAUCGGAUGUUUAGGGAUGUUUUGUCUCCUGAACUUAAUGAGCAUGACGGGUGUCUCCUUCGGCUGCGUCGCCAGUGUCCUGGGAUACUGUCUUCUUCCUAUGAUCCUGCUUUCCACUUUUGCAAUUGUAUUUUCACUGCAGGGAAUGAUGGGGAUUAUUCUCACAGCUGCAGUCAUUGGCUGGUGCAGCUUUUCUGCUUCCAAAAUCUUUAUUUCUGCCUUAGCAAUGGAAGGACAACAACUUCUAGUAGCAUACCCCUGCGCUUUAUUGUAUGGAGUCUUUGCUCUCAUUUCUGUGUUCUGAAGAGACUGUCCAAACCGCUGGACUCCGUGGGCCAAAAUGAAAACAUCCACCUGGAACAUUUAGUUGGACCAGAAGCAGCUGCAAACAGCUGUAUAGCGUUGCUGUUGCAGAACUUAGACCUGUUCUGAAUCAUCUGGAACAAUGAAAUCAAAUGUCUCGUGUUCACUUUUUUUAGGACUUUGAAUACUGUUUUCAAUUGACCGGAGGUGUCUAUAGCUUUAAUACCUGUUUCUGCUCAUCAAGCUCAUGUCAUUCCUUGCCCAUUCCUGUAUCUUUAGAAGAGAAACUUUUGUUUGUUUAUUUGAG
Messenger RNA from Pterocles gutturalis (yellow-throated sandgrouse), 990 nucleotides. It is a transcript of the gene YIPF5, whose product is annotated as Yip1 domain family, member 5. The transcript is spliced from 5 exons. Gene Ontology annotation, biological process: vesicle fusion with Golgi apparatus; regulation of ER to Golgi vesicle-mediated transport; endoplasmic reticulum to Golgi vesicle-mediated transport. Bases 79 to 684 code for a protein of 201 amino acids. The record is from RefSeq and is a predicted model, not a curated record. Lineage: Eukaryota; Metazoa; Chordata; Aves; Pterocliformes; Pteroclidae. Gene Ontology annotation, cellular component: membrane; trans-Golgi network.